AUGGUGGAUUACGACGACAUCACGCACACUUUGCUGAUAGAGAAAAUAAAAAUACAGUACGAUUCGAAUAGCCAGUGGAACAAGUUUUUUAAAUAUAGCUUGAGGAACCCGCACUCGUUUGUCUACCCCGAGAGCACACACUUCGGUAUAGUUACGAGUGGACAUCGUGCCUGUCCGCAAAAUGCCGACUUCGACUACUUCAGUAGCGCUUUCCAGGCGAAGGGGUACAAACUGAACCAUGUGAGCCCUCUGAAUGGCGGCUACGGCGAGGAGUCUGCCGAGGAGAGGUACCUACUCGAAGUGGAAAAACAGGAAGAGAAAAACCUUGGGAAAAAUGAAGACACACUGAACAGAAGAAUCGUGUGCCUUUUCAAAGAGUGCAUGUACUACUUCAUGAGCUUCAACGACAAGGAUGGGCAAAUAUUAGACAAGCCAUCCAGAAAUUUACACAAAAGAGAUAUAAAGGAUAGCAGUGAGUAUGAGCUUUUCAAAAGCCUUAGUGAUUGUAUUGUUCAGCUGCAUGACUCCAAAGUUAUGAAACACCAGGCGCUCAUCAUGACCAGUGACUUUUGUGGACUCUUCACCCCAACGUAUGUAAAACUGACAAAAUUUUCGGAUGGCUUCCUAACCUUUUUGAAAGAAAAUAAUAUAAAAUAUAUGGACUUGUUUUACGAGGAAAUGCAAAAAAAUGAAUUCUACAAGAAAAAGAAGGAGCAUUAUGAUUAUCUGAAAAAUACCUCUUUUGUACCCCUCACCAAGGGGGAAAUUUCCCUCGCUAAUAAGAAAAAGAAACUCGAAAAGGUGUUACCCAUCCGGGGAACGGAGCUUGUGGGGAAAAAAGACCCACAGGGGCAGACCCCACGGGUGGGUGACGUAGAAGGCGGUGGAGAGGCCUCCACCAGCAGCGUUGUACUGAUCAAGGAGGACCACACGACGAAGAAGAAAAAGACAAAGAAGAGAAAAAUGAGAGAUGAUUCAGACGAGGAGAGUAGCGCGUGUGCACACAUGGGCGCGCUGGUGAAGGGGGAGGAAGCGAACGAAGACACGUCCAAUCAGCUCAGCAGCAGUAGAGACAACUCGAAGAAGAAAAAAAAAAAAAAGAAAGAAGACGACGACGACAGGAAGAAAAAGAAAGUUAAAAAGAAGAAAAAAGUGGAGAUUCAGGAGGAAACCACCGCGCGGGAGGAACAACAACUGGAGUUGGUGUUGUACGAAAAUGGAGACAUUUGCAAUUAUUUGAACAUAAGGAGUGAAGACAGGGCGCUUGGUCAGAGGGGAGACGCCGACAGAACUGACACAGGAGAAAAACAAUAUAAGAAUAAUAAUCAGCGUGAAAAUGAAAGAAGGAACCCCAAUCCACAAGACCUUAGGAAGAAUGCGAAAAUUUUUCACAUGCUGAACAAGAGAGUGGCAUCCGAUGAGUAUAUCUACAACGAAAUAAAGGGGGACUUCAUGAAAGAAAUAAACCUGCCAAAUAAUUACAACUACGACGUGAAUGCAGUUGAAAUAUGUAGGAAUGACGUCAAGAAUUUCUACCGUUGUGUCCUCAAACACAUAAGCAAAAAAAAGGAAAAAUUAAAAAUUUACUACAUAAUAAGUAACUUUUUAUUUUUUUUCGCAAAAAUGUACAAAAAUACGAUAAGCUUUCAUGACAACGUGCAUAAAGACAUAAACCGCAAUUUCGACUACAAGAGUUUGAUCAUACAGGGGAAUAUGCUGCCACACAAUUUCUUCCUCCUGAUGAAGGCACUCCACCUGAUGAGUCUGCAUGAACUUAUCAAAAAUUUUUAUCUCUCCGUGGAGUACGACGAAAGGAAGAAUAAAUGUCUGCACUUUCUAAACAUAACGGAAAAUAAAUUUUACGAAAAUUUCAAAAAAUUUGAAAAUAACAUUAAGGCUAAUUUUUCCCAUGUGUAUAAAUUCCUGCAAAACAUGAUCCCAAUACAUAAGUUUCUGAUCGUUAAGGGGAAGGUCUAUAUAAACUCUGAGCAGUCUACCUUCUCCUUUGACAACAACGACCUCCUACAACUGACUUAUAACAAACCCACGUACGAUAAUAAGGGUGCCCUUGUUGUCUACGAGGGGAACAACGACGAAGAAGGCAGGGUUACUCAAUGGGGUGAAGGCACUAACAGGGAUGACUCUCCCAAUAACAGCAGUGGUGUGAGUAACCCAUACAGGGAGUCGCACUAUUUCCUGUAUGACUCCACGAACACACUCAACAUGACCAAAAGAUCUACACACGUGAAGAAAGUUUACACUAUAAUUGACGACAAGGAAAUGCAUAAAGUGCUGAAUGAACUGGCAGACCUCAAUGAUAAUUACACGAAAAAUUUAAUUAGAGAAAGGAGACUUUUCUUCAUUUUAGAUUCCUACGAAAAGAAUAACCUCUUCCAAAAUGUGCUCUUCAGCGCGCCCUUUUUCGAUACGUACAUUUCGCUCAUUUUCACCUUCUAUGUAAAUAACUACGUGAAGAAGUAUGAGCCUUUUAUUCACAUUCCCCUGUUCAAGCCGUCCUACCUGAACAUGCUCGUGGGGUACAUAAAAAGGAGGAAGCGCGAAUUCCAAAUGAAGGAACAGAGCGGCCAGUUCAGGCAGCACACCGUAGAUAAGAUGUGCAACAACUUUUUCAGGAGCUCCCUAAACAGUAUUCUAAACUCCAGGGAGGAGGAGAUAAUUGUGAUAGAGUCAUCCACAGGGGGGGCAUCCGCCGGAGAGGCAGCACUUGGAGAAGCACCCACGGUCAACUCCGUCCUUCCAAAUGACGUAACGAACGACGUAACGAAUGACGUAACAAACGAUGUAGUGUCCGCCCCCACGGAGACCCCCCCCAACAAGCAGGAGCACUCCGUCGAGGAGGACCGCCUGUACACGGCGCAGAAAAACGAAAACAACAUCAUCGUUAAUGAACGCACAGUAAGGAAAAUCGAACCGAAUGAUGUCCUCACGUGCAUAUUUGUCCUGAUCAAUGCCAACCAAAACGCCCCCACGGAGGAGGAAAAGAAGGUCCGAGAAAUAACCUUACAUGUUCUGAAGGGCAAGGAAAUGGAAUGUGUAAACCAAAAAAUUAAGUACGCCUUCAAAUACAGAAACAAAAUUAGCGACGCCAUAACUUUAAGCGAGAUAGAAGUCCGUAAAGCGGAUUUUUCAAAAAUUUUUAUUUUUGGAAUUGUGUUAAGUAAUGAUAUAUCUGCGUCCACUUUACAAGAGGACAUCCACUCUUUGUACAACUUGCAAAGCACUUUGCGGUGCAAGUACCCCUCACGCAAGUUCGAAUUGGAGGCCCAAGUUUUUACCUUUUACUGGGUGUACGAGGUGCACGUGUAUGGUUCUAUUUUUCUGAAGGGAAGGCAGCGGAGUCACGCGCUCAGCAGGGUUGGCCAGAACUACCAGCUGCCUUACAACGUACAGUGGAAGAGCCACCCCCUGUGGGGCUACUACCUAUACAUUAUACAAGACAGCAUCGAUAGCAAAUACUCGGAGGAGACCAUUUCCACCCUGAGAGAUGACCAGGGAAUAAACGUGCGUCUCUGCAGCGAAGAGUUUGACGUCCAAGUGGUAGAAAGGGACAUCAAAGAAGUGCUUCACAUGCACGACCUGCAAUUAGAGGAUCUCAAAAAAAUGAACAGAAACAUAUUCCUAAAUAUCAUUUUUUUAAUUGAAAAUGGGCACCUCACAUAUUUUAACUUCCACAAUACGGAAAGCAUACAAAUAAAUCAGAGGAACAAUUAUCUGUGCAUAAAGAUUUUCAAGUCGAAGGUAACUUUCCCCUCCUUCAGUUUGAACACACCCCUGCUGAACGACUCUUGGCUCUCAGACGUGCUCGCCAGCGAGCAGCCUCUCCCCUUUGAUUCCUACUUCUACAAAUUUUAA
Molecule: messenger RNA, 3873 nt
Organism: Plasmodium coatneyi
Lineage: Eukaryota; Apicomplexa; Aconoidasida; Haemosporida; Plasmodiidae
Exons: 4
Coding region: 1-3873 (1290 amino acids)
Source: RefSeq, a predicted model, not a curated record